CUUGUCGACGAUACGGCUCGGUGCCGGUGGUGGGUUUCCUUCCGGUGGGGACGUUCUUCUAUUUACAGUUGCUCGCUGGCUGCGUGAUCUUACCGACCUCUGUCAGCUUUGCUCCAUAAAUUUCGGAGGUAGCGGGCGGAGCGGGAGUGAAUCCCUGAUUUUGUUUCUUCAAGAGUUUGGCUUUCUUUUCUAUGAAAUCUAUUUAAUACGUUCAAAAAUGAAGUAUGGGACACUUCUCAAGACCCUUUCAAUCAUAGCAACAGAUUAACUUUAAGAUACAGUCUUGACUAACAACAAAAGUUUGCGUCAUGAUGAGUACAACAACAUGGAAUAAGGACAAAUCCACUGUAGGUUAUGAUGAGUGUCAUGAAGAGCCCAGAUAUUACCUAGUUUCGCAAGACUGUACUGCAGGUGAAAAACACAGCAAAGCGUUAAUAAGACUUGUAAAGGGGACCAUGUUGAUGCUAAUUGAUAGAGUCUCUCAACUGCCAAAUGUUCACAGUACCAAGAGCAAAAGAGGACUUAUUACCGUGCAGUGCUUAGAAAGCCCGUACGCCAUCAUGUUGGUUGAUGAAAAGGAUUUACAAGAAGUCGAACCUCGAGUAGCUGAAUUGCUUUUGGCAGUUUCAGCUUGUGAUGAGAGGUCCACAUUAUCCAAAAAUAAACAAAGACUGCAGAAAGCACUCCAAAUUGAUUGUGGAUCAAAGGUUAAUGUUCAGCUGAGACUUGGUGGAGAAAAGCUACCUGGUAUAGUAAGAUUUAAGGGGCCACUGCUGCAGAGUACAGUGCUGUGUGAAAUGUGUUUUGGAGUGGAAUUACUGGAAGAAGGCAGGGGUCAUGGCUAUACAGAUGGUUCAUACAAAGAUGUACAAUUAUUUAAGUGUGAUGAAGAUUGUGGAGUAUUUGUCCCUUUUGACAAACUGGAGCUUGUUGAAGAGGAAAGUGGUAUGGAACACGAAGCUGCAAUCAUGGAAAGGUUUUGCUACAGUGAGAAAUCGGCUUUGCCAAUUAACUCAAGGGUGUCUGCAACAAUUGAAAAUGAAGUAAUGUUUGGUACAGUCGUAUUCUGUGGUCUACUGCCUGGAAAAGAGCGAUAUGGCUAUUUUUUAGGUGUCCAAAUGGACAAUGGCUUCAGUGAUUGGGAUGGGACAUGGAAUGGAACAGUGCUAUGCAGACAUCCACAAAACAUGGCUCUUCUUUGGAUUGAAGAUGUCACACCAGAUACUUCAGACUCAAGACCACUGAAACAAAGCUUUGAAUCAUGUGCAUGUAAUGAAAAAAUCUCUUCAAGUAUAACUAACAGAUCGAAGAAUAAAGGGCUUGUUUCACAGUCUGGAAAAUCUCCAGGUCAUAACCGGAGCCGAUCAGAAUUGCGUUGUACAUUAAAUGGCACAUUGGUUGAUCCACAAACAAAAUCCAAAAGCACGUGGUAUAUUAAUGAAGGAGGCGAAGAUGCAGCAAAAUCACUAGUAGAUACACAGUCAGACUUGAGUCAAUCACCACCCUCAUCACUUCAAGCAACACUUUCAAAUGAAAACAAAUUCCAUUCAUUACCCUUUAGCCUCACCAAAAAGUCAAGUGUAAAUGGAAGCAUUGGCCAUCCCCUUUCUUUGUCUGUUCAAUCAGUAAUGAUGGAUGUGAAUACCAGUGCAAAUGAAGAGACUGAAGUGGUUAGAGUGCCACCCAAAGAGAAACCCAGUCUGGAAGAGGGCUCAUUGGUACAAGUGAAGGAAAAUCCUCCUCUCUAUGGAGUAAUUCGGUGGAUUGGCCAGCCUCUUGGAGUUAACGAGCAGAUCGCUGGACUUGAACUUGAAGAAGAAAGUGCAGGCUGUACGGAUGGUACUUUCAAGGGAGUGCGUUACUUUGUAUGUGCAUCAAAGAAGGCAUUAUUUGUAAAGCUUAAAAGCUGCCGGCCUGACUCAAGAUUUGCAUCAUUGCCUCAUCACUCCAAUCAAAUUGAAAGAUGCAAUUCAAUUGCAUUUGGAGGAUACCGAAGUGAAAUAGUUAAAGAAAACACCCCUCCCAAGAUGGAGAAGGAAGGCCUAGCCAUAAUGGUUGGAAAGAAGAAAGGCAUUCAAGGGCAUUACAAUUCCUGUUAUUUGGACUCCACAUUAUUCUGUAUGUUCGCUUUUAGCUCUGUGUUGGAUACUGUAUUACUUAGGCCUAAAGAAAAGGAUGAUGUUGAAUUUUAUACUGAAACACAAGAUUUAUUAAGGACAGAAAUAGUCAAUCCUUUGAGAAAUCAUGGCUACGUAUCUGCUACUAAAAUAAUGAAACUUAGAAGAAUUCUUGAAAAGGUUGAGGCAGCUUCAGGAUUUACCUCAGAAGAGAAAGAUCCAGAAGAGUUUCUCAACAUUUUGUUUCAUCAUAUAUUAAAGGUGGAACCUUUGUUAAAAAUCAGGUCAGCAGGGCAAAAAGUACAAGAUUGUUUCUUCUACCAAAUAUUCAUGGAUAAAAAUGAAGAUGUUGGUGUUCCAACAAUUCAGCAGUUGCUUGAAUGGUCAUUUAUUAACAGUGAUCUUAAGUUUGCUGAGGCGCCUUCAUGUCUCAUAGUUCAGAUGCCACGGUUUGGAAAAGAUUUCAAAAUGUUUAAGAAGAUUUUUCCAACUUUGGAAUUGGAUAUCACUGAUUUAUUAGAAGAUACACCAAGAGACUGUCGAAUCUGUGGAGGUCUUGCACUUUAUGAAUGUAAAGAAUGUUAUAAUGACAAUGAUAUAACUGCUGGAAAAAUCAAACAAUUCUGCAAAGUUUGCAACACCCAGGUACAUCUCCAUCAGAAGAGACAUGGACAUGAGCAAAGGAAAAUGACUUUACCAGAACAGAUGGCUGACUUUGCCUGGAGGCAGUGCUGUGUACCCAGGCAGAAGAUGAAAUUAUUUGCUGUGCUAUGCAUCGAAACUAGCCACUACGUGGCUUUUGUCAAAUAUGGCCCAGAUGACUCGGCCUGGUUAUUUUUUGACAGCAUGGCAGACCGAGACGGUGGACAGAAUGGCUACAACAUCCCUCAGGUGAUUCAGUGCCCUGAGAUCGGAGAAUACUUGAAAAUGUCACCAGAAAAAUUACAUGGAUUGGAUCCUAAAAACAUUCAAGGCUUUGCAAGAAGGCUACUAUGUGAUGCCUAUAUGUGCAUGUACCAGAGUCCAACAAUGAGUUUGUACAAAUAGUCUGCAAACAUCUUACGGUUUGGAGGCAACCAACUGUUUUAUCUCACUUAAAGAAUAUCCGUAUUGCAUAAAAUGAAGUGGGAGCAUGGCAAUAACUUCUCACUGUAGACUGUGUCUGCUGUUUCUUAAAUGUCCACUGAUUGAAUAUAAAAGUAGGAUUCAUUUUACAGUCAGUGUGUAAGUAAUUUUAUUUCAAUUAAUUUCGAAAAUGUGUAUAAGUACUAAACUGUUAAUGAAUCCCACACCUUUAUUGCUCUGUAAGAUCUACCACUGGAAACUCUUUCAUCACCCACACAUCAUUUGGAUUAGUGUUAACAAAUUGUGUUAUGUAAAUGCUGAAUUUGCCUGUUGUCUCCUUUGGCAUGAAUUGCUCAGUGUCAGUCUUGUAUUUCAGCAAUUUAAGUUUUUACUGCCAGUCCCAAUAUGCUGACACAAUCUUUGAGGAGCUUGAUUCUUUUCACUGGAUCCUUCUAAUUUAUUUCUUGGUGUUUCCUGUUGUAUUAUGAAUUUUUGUUUUGCAAUGAACAGCAUUAUUGUAACUUUCUAGUAAUGUCUAGAAAAUUUGAUAAAGCAGGAAUUGUGCUUUGUUUUGCUUGAAAGUUGCUCAUAUUUUUGUAAUUUGGAGCCUUGAGAGAAAAGAAGAUGUGUGAAAAUCAGGGCCCACAUCAGCACUGACCCAAGUGUAUAUUUUUGGUAUAAUUUUAUAUUUUUGUCUGGAUAUUUGUACUUAAGGUUUAAUCAGUCAGAUCCAUAAAUUGGAUAAUACAGUAAAUUUCUGUGAUAAGGCUAAUUUGGAUUUUUAAAAUAUAAUCAUAUUAAUCUUUAUUGUACAAAAAGCACUUUUGUUUUUAUGUACAAUUACCUUAUGUCAGUAUCAGCUGAAGGAGAAAUUGAUAGAACAAAUGCUAAGGAAAAGUAAGAUUGACUAGGCCUGAAUAAUCUCUUUUGCACCUAAUUAAAGAUUUACAUUUGCAUAAGGACUUGUCCACAGGAUAAUUGCUGAUAUGUGAAUUUAGAAAAGCAAAGUAAAUGAGGCAUCAUUAUUUAAAUAUGUAUAUUAGAAUCAUCAUUGUACUGUGAUGCAUUAACUUUGAAAGUCAAUUUGUAUUCAGUCAUAACUGUAACUGGAAGUUAUAUGUAUGGAAUCAUUAUUCUAAAAGGCUUUCAGCUUGACUGAAUUAUGUUUAAUUAGUAUUUUUAUCAGCAUACUUUUGUAUUGAUAUAGUACUUGAAAAGAAGUAACUGGAAUUGACAAAGUACAAUCUUGGAUUAGUGUAAUAAUUUUUUUAAGAUGGAAUACAAGUACCAGCCCAUAAUUGGUGUUUAGUCAUGUUUGGUUUAUCUACCAAAGGUACUGCAGGAACAUCAGGAAAGGAAAAAAAAAAGACAUUGUUUCUUGUCCAAAGAGAAUGGGCACUGGAAAUUCCUUUGGGGAUUCUGUGUUUUCCUAACCAUGAUUUUGCACUCUUUGAUUGUUUUGCUGAUCCAGAUCUGCAUAUUGUGUGUUAAGCAUUUUAGAACAUGAUGCGGGGAUCCAUGGAGAAGGGAGAACACCAAGUUUGAGCUAUUGUGGCAAGAGCUAUUGAUCAUGUUUAAGAUUACAAUCUUUUCAAUGGACUUCUAAAAACAUUUGAUGGUGUGUUCAUCAUUGUUAAGGUCACCAUUUAUUGUCAAAACUCAUUUUCUCUUGAGCCGAGUGGCUUCAUAGGCCAUUUGAAAGUCAACCAAAUCGGUGGGUGUCUAGUCACACGUAGGUGAGACUAGUUCAUUCAGGCCUACUCGCGUCUGAGUUCUAACUGCUUAACACAGCACAUCCUUCUGGUGUACAGAUUUUUUGUUGUUGAAUCUCUGACACACCUGCAUGCUCUUCUGUGGCAAGAGUGAAGCUUAUUUCUGGAACUUCGAGUAGUUUCCUGUUAAUGUCUCUGUCACUGUGUACUGCACGGUAUACUGAAGAAGACUUGUUACUUUCAUGUCAUGUUCGGGCAAAGCUCUCAAAAGUAACUAUACCUUUUCUCAAUUCAGGACAUGUAAAGAUAAGCGAUAGAGAUUUUGAUCAAACUGAAUGCACAAUCGGCACUCUGACAACUUGUGACAAAUUAACAGGAGCUUUUUAAAAAAAACACUCACACUGCAGGAAAUGCAAAGACAUCAUGUAUCUAGGGUCCUUCCUUGAAUCUGACACUUUUGCACCUGUCAUUUGAUAUUCCAGCAGUCCCUGCCUGCACUAUUAAUUUAUAUCAACUCCUUUAAAGUUGAUCCCAGUUUUAAUAAAAGUCCCUUAUUAUUGCACUAAUAACGUUAUUUUUUGAAGUUCUUGAAAAUUUGGUUGUGUGGUAAUUUAAUGUAUUGUCCUUUUAAAUUAGUUUACAUGACGAGUGUGUCUCUGUGAAGCUCAGCAUUAGUUCUACUUCCCUAGUUGCACCUUGUCAAGGCGACACUGACAAUCAGCCCUUAUGAAGAGCUAAAUAUAAGUGAUAAAAAUUCUCCCUCGAUGUGCGCUAAAGCAGUUUCAGUUAUAUUUUCAAGGCUGAAUAAUGUCUAAAGGGAAACGUGCAAAUGCCCAUAGACUCGUAGACACAGCUAGAUGACAAUAGUCCCAUGCAGUUGCUGCCUUGACCUUAUGAGUGGUUGGAGGUCAAUUUGCAGGAAUGCAAUCUGUAGAUGAUCGAUAUUGCCGACAUUGUAAGUUGGGAAUAUUGAGCAAUGGCAGUGGAGAUGACAAUCAGAUGUCUAAAAUACUCAUAGUUGCUGAAGCUGCAUUUAUUUAUUGCCUUGGUGGAAGAAAGGCUUUGAGGAAGUUCCUUGUUAUAGGAUAUACAACUUCUCAUCUGUCCUUGUACACAAAUAUUUAAUAGGCUGGUACAGAUGAGUUAGUCAAUGUUGACUCUCAUUUUAGUCCUUAGUGAGUGUUAGUGAUGGAUGUUUCCAGUGAUGGUAAGGUUGUUGAUUGCAAAGUGGAUGCAUUUAGUUCAAUUGUUGAUUGUGCUCAUUGAAUCCACUUUAGUUUAGUGUUGCUGGCCACUUUAAAAAUCUAACCCUGAAUAUGUUGUAGGUUUUGCUACAUGUACGCACUAACUAUAUAAAGCAUCUUCAGAGUUGUGAAUGAAUUUGAACUUUGUUCAGACACCAUUAACAUUCCUGGCUUUAGGAUAGAGCAAAGGUCUUUGAUGGAGCAGGAGAUUAUGGGCUAGGACACUGCCCUGAGGAGGUGCUGAGGCCAAGAUUGACCUGUUUGAGCUGGUGGACCUGAUGUGAAUUUAUCCCAUAUAGGGUGCAAGGGUUACAUCAUGUGUUCUAUGUCAAGAAAUUGUAGAGAGGAGUCCAUUUUGUGCUCCUAUUUCCCAUGCAUCCUGCGAGGUACAAACCAAUUCCAAUACACUGAGAUGAUUAGACGAUGAAAACAGCAGUUUGGUUACAGUACUGAGAAUGCCACCACUACAUCUAUUGGAACACUCCUGCCAAUGUAUCCCUGAAUCAUAAUGAAGGGGGUCUGUGAGUUGCUGGAUCUGGGUGUUUCAUGACCAGUUUGGGCAUACCCUCAGGUUUUAGUUCAAAUGAAAUCCUCUACAUGUCCAAAUCUGGAUUUAGGUUUCAGACUUGGUGUGCUUUGCAAUAGCGGUCUGAUGCAAUUGAAUGCUUACUGGAAAUUUUUCAGUGGGGCUGAAGAUGCACAUAGACUGGCCUGUAUAAAGACAACUGAUUCCAUGGGGAUGGAGUGUAUUAGCAACUCUAGUUUUAAGGCAGUUUGCUGAUUUCAUGGAAGACGCCACUGAGAUGUUUUUCCAGAUUUAAUUAAUUAAUAGAAUUUCAAUUUUUCUGAUGGUGUAGUAAGAUUCAAGCUUACACAGUGGAACAUUAAUUCAUUACCUGUACAGUAAGUAUCUUAUUCAGUGAUGUUUGCCCUAGAGUGUCCUUUGCUAGUUAUGUAAGAUAGACUACUUCAGUCUGGAUGUGUGCUCAUAACACACAGCUGCUAUUUCAAAGCCAGCUGUAAGCAGAUGGACAGAAAACAGAGUGUUGUAAGGGGUAGUUUGCGGGGCAAUUGAGACAAAUUUAAGAGAUCCUUGCAUAGAUUGAUGCCCAUUAGUGAGAAUGGAUGAUGAACAGUUAAAAUGAUCAAUUCCUUUAAUAGGGUUCCUUCAUGUAAGAUGCAAUUUUAUAUGCACAAUAGAAUACAAACUGCAAAAGUAAUGAAAAUGCUGUUUUCUUGGCAGUGGUGUAAUUUAUUUUUCCAAUGGCAUAGAACUGACAGUAAAAUUCACACUUGGUAUCAGUCAUACUCAGCCGAAGAUCUGCAAGAACCCUUGGAGGGGCUUCCUUGUAUCACUUGGCCGUGACACCUUGUGACAUGUAGUUGCAGUGUGGUGCCAAUAAAAUAUGAUCUCAUGGGCACUGCAUAAAUUGAUAGGGUUUCUGUGUACAGUGCAUGAAACCUUUUCCAGUUAGUAUUAAAUGAGGUGUUGCUGACUUGGAAUUGAUUUUGUAACUUCCAAACUCAAAUUGGUAUUGUUGGCCUCAGACUCCACUGGUCUUGUAAUUCUGUUUAACACACAAGCUUCAGGUUGCUGACAAAGCAGGACUGCAAUACUAUUGAAAAAUGUCACAUACCUUUUGUGAGAUGAAAUUGUAUUUUGUUUCAUCAUUUCUUCUAACCAUUUGGCUGUGUUUAUACACAUUCUAAAAUUUACAUUUGUGUUGUAAAUUGUUUAAUUUUGCAUAAACUAUGAUAAAAUUAUGUUGAUGCAGGUGGCAUGCAUUGUCAAUUUGAGUGCACAUGUAGGAUAUGUAUCAAAUGCACAAAUAGAGAGCAUGGUGUUAUUUUUCAAUAUUGAUCUAUCAGUUAUUCUCUUUUCUGAAGUCCACCCUUUGUUUUCAAUUAGUGCACUGCCCAAACAUGACUGCUGGCCUGGUUUAGGUUUAUUUGAAGAUUAGUAUUUCAGCAUACCUUUUUGUUUUUGAAUCACCUGGAGUUUUCCACCGUUUCUAUGCCUUAAGUUAAUAAACAUUAAAUCUAGCUUGAGGUGGAGUCCUAAAAGAUAGAAAAAGGCACUUUGGCCCUUGUGUCCUUGCUGACAUAUGCUGUAAACUAGUCCAAUGAGCAUUACCUGUACUGAACUUUCAGCACUGUGUACCAUUAACAAAUUGAGGUCUACUUGGAAUUUUCUAUCCCUUCCACCAAGAAGCCAGGUAUUAGGGUAGCAAGAUGACUUCUAUUUAAACUGAGCUACUGAAUUUGACUUGAUUUGUUUUGAAUUGUUUUGGACACAUGAGUUUCAAUAAGAUAAUUUUGUUGGGCAAACUGGCUAUUGGUAAAGAGUGUGCAAAAGUCUGGAAUGAGGGCAGAUUUUAUAGUGGCCAGUCGGAAUUUUGAUGCUUAGCAUUUUGCAACCAAAGUUUAACAACCAAACUUUGUCUGUUUUGUACAUUAUUGUCAGAUUGAUUGUGGAAUCCGUUUAGAGCAAAUGAGGGUUUUAUUUACUUAGAUGCUUCUGUACUGUGCUCAGAUUAAAAAUUAAAAUACUGAAUUGCAGAGAAAUGGA
Messenger RNA from Hypanus sabinus (Atlantic stingray), 8707 nucleotides. It is a transcript of the gene cyld, whose product is annotated as cylindromatosis (turban tumor syndrome), a. The transcript is spliced from 17 exons. Gene Ontology annotation, biological process: protein K63-linked deubiquitination; necroptotic process; positive regulation of extrinsic apoptotic signaling pathway. Lineage: Eukaryota; Metazoa; Chordata; Chondrichthyes; Myliobatiformes; Dasyatidae. Bases 309 to 3164 code for a protein of 951 amino acids. Gene Ontology annotation, cellular component: cytosol. Gene Ontology annotation, molecular function: K63-linked deubiquitinase activity; cysteine-type deubiquitinase activity. The record is from RefSeq and is a predicted model, not a curated record.